AUGUCAUUAACUCAAGAGCAAAAAGACGCCUUUAAAGCAAUUUUUAUUGAAACAGUCACAAAUUUUGCUCAAAAAGUAGGUCAACCAACCGAAAAAGUAUUUCUUCAAAUCCUUCCACUUACUGUUGUUGCAGGAACUGAAUAUCUAAAGUCAUAUGAAGAAGACUUAAAAACAAAACUUGAAGACAGCAAAGCUAAAUCUCAAAAAAUAAUUGGUGCAUUGUCUACAGUUAAGGAGCCUGAAAAAAUAGAAAAGUCAGGAGAUAAACAUCUUCCUCUUGGAGAAUUACUUGGAAAAAGAGUUCAAAGAGGAGAAGACUGGAAAUGGGAUGAUCAAGAUGGUGGAAUUGGAUCAUUUGGAAAAGUAGUUGGAGUAAAAGGUAAUGGAUGGGUCAAAGUACAAUGGGAAUCAAGUAGAAAUGAGAACAGAUACAGAUGGGGAGUUGAUAAAGCUUACGAUGUUAAGGUUGUUGAAAUAGUAGAUGAUUUAGGAGAUAUCCCACCAUUAGAAGAACAAAUUAAAAAACCUACUAGUUGGGUUAUUGGUAAAAGUGUUAUUAGAGGAAGAGAUUGGAAAUGGAAAGACCAAGAUGGAGGAGAAGGACAAAUUGGAGAAGUUAUUGAUGUUUGUGAUGAAGGAUGGGUUGAAGUUAAAUGGAAGAAUGGCACAGUUUGUCAAUACAGAUGGGGAGGAGAGAAUGCAUAUGAUUUACAAGUAGUUCCUAAACCAAAAGAAUAAGAAGAAUACUUUUUACA
Molecule: messenger RNA, 755 nt
Organism: Entamoeba histolytica HM-1:IMSS
Lineage: Eukaryota; Evosea; Mastigamoebida; Endamoebidae
Exons: 1
Coding region: 1-738 (245 amino acids)
Biological process (GO): protein ubiquitination
Cellular component (GO): cytoplasm
Molecular function (GO): metal ion binding; ubiquitin-protein transferase activity
Source: RefSeq, a predicted model, not a curated record